AGGAAAGCUUCGGAGGGCGAGACGCGGCCGGAGCGAGACCCGCAGCCGCCCGCCCGCCGCGCCAUGGCCUCGCAGAACGCCGACCCCGGCGCCGCCCCCCGCGCCCCCAGCAAGGCGGCCGAACCCGGCGGGGGCGCCGCGCGGGGCUCCGUCCGCCGCAGGCUGCAGCAGGAGCUGAUGACGCUGAUGGUGUCCGGAGACAGCGGCAUCUCAGCCUUCCCGGAGUCAGACAAUCUCUUCAAGUGGAUCGGGACCAUCAACGGCGUGGCUGGGACGGUGUAUGAGGACCUGAGGUACAAGUUGUCCUUGGAGUUCCCCAGCGGGUACCCCUAUAAUGCCCCCAGUGUCAAAUUCCUCACUGCCUGCUACCACCCCAACGUGGACCUGCAGGGGAACAUCUGCUUGGACAUCCUCAAAGACAAGUGGUCAGCUCUGUACGACGUCCGGACCAUCCUGCUCUCCAUCCAGAGUCUGCUGGGAGAACCAAACAUCGAGAGUCCUUUGAAUACGGAGGCUGCCGAGCUCUGGAAGAACCAAGCCGCCUACAGAAAAUACCUCCACGAGUCGUAUGCAAAACACACGAAGAGCCAGGAGACUUGAUGUCCUCCCCAGCUACCACCACUUCAUGGUGGGGGGGGGGGGUGCGUCUUCUCCCUUUUCUGUUUUAUCCUUGUAUUUUAUGUACUUCAGCCCCUGUUGUAUUAUAGAUCAUUUAAAAGUUUAUUUGGCUUUUUUUCCUGGUGUUAAUGUAUAAAUAAACAUGUUUUGUUUUUAUGAA
Messenger RNA from Candoia aspera, 778 nucleotides. RefSeq names its product ubiquitin conjugating enzyme E2 C (gene UBE2C). NCBI's taxonomy places the organism in Eukaryota, Metazoa, Chordata, Lepidosauria, Squamata, Candoiidae. The record is from RefSeq and is a predicted model, not a curated record. The transcript is spliced from 6 exons. The coding region runs from base 64 to 600 and encodes 178 amino acids.